AGCGCUUUGGACACGCAGCUCGUUCCCCCUCCGGAGAAGUUGUGGUGGCGGGAAAGACCCCUCGCCUUUGGGGGACAGGGGGUGACGCUGAGUGUCAACGGUGCGCUUCUGCGCCCGUCAAUGAUCUGCCGACUGGCGACUGCCUCCCGGAGUUUUCGCCGGGAAGGAUAUCAAUGGAUAUUAUAAAGGGAACCUUAGAUGGAAUUUCAAAACCAGCCUCGAAUUCAAGAACACGUCCCGGGAGCAUAGGUCCAAGUACUUCUUUGGAGGUGCUCUCACCGGAACCAGCAUCCUUCAAGGUUGAUACUGCAAUCAAGUUGAACUCUGGCAAAGAGAACCACUCAGACAGCAGUAAUGCCGAGGAAAGUAGAAACAGUGUUGAUGAUAAAGCGGAAGAGGACUCUGAGAAACCAAAAUUGGUGGAGGAUGGAUCAGAUGGAGAUCUGAACUUCAUUCAGCAUCAGACAAUCCCUGAAUGUUCAGAUGAACUCGAAUUAAAAGAAUUAGAUUCUCAACUUCAAGAUGCCAUUCAGAAGAUGAAGAGGCUUGAUAAGAUAUUGGUGAAGAGACAAUAUAGAGAAAAAGAAAUUAAGAAGCAAGGUCUAGACAUGAGAAUAAAGCUGUGGGAAGAACUUAAGUCUGCAAAAACCAGUGAAACUUUGCAAAGUAAUGAGGAGAUGGAAAAUACAAAAAAGUUCCUAGCUUUGACUGCUGCAUCAGAAGAAACUGUCGUAGAUCCUUCUCGAUAUGAGCAUGAAGACACCUUUUUCUCAGUGUUUCACACUCAAGUCCCUCCAGAAGAAUAUGAAAACCGUAUACAGAAUGUUAAUCAAGAUUUUACCUACAAUGUGGGAGGAAACGAAUCAUUGAUCAAAGCAGAAAAGAAACCUUUUUCAAAUACAGAAAAGACUGAGCUCAGGGGUAAACACAGCCAGGAUUUUAUUAAGCGAAACAUUGAGUUGGCCAAGGAUUCAGGAAAGCCAGUGGUUAUGGUUGACAGAGAGACGAAAAGGCUGACUGAACUUUUGAAGGACUUAGAUGACAGAGAUUUGGGGCUGUCCUGUCCUGAGGGCCAUCAGUCUGGCUGGCUGGUCCCAGGAGAAGGUUACACACUUGCGAUCACCCAGCACCAGCAGCUUGCUGAAAUUGACUCAAAGCUCCAAGAACUUUCUGCAGCCUCACCAACAACUUCCAGCUUUUCUCCAAGACUUGAAAACCAGAGUGAUCAGGAACCUGACCUUCGUGAUGAUGAUAGAAAUAUGGAAAUAACUCCAGGAGAAAAGGUGCUUCGGAACACCAAAGAGCAACGGGAUCAGCAAAACCGGCUGAGAGAGAUAGAUGACAAGCUGAGGAAGCUGAAGGAAAAUGUGUUAGAUUCAACAUCACUUCUCUCUGAGGAACAGUUAAGGUGUCUUCUGGAUGAAUGCACACUCAAACAAAAGUCUAUGAUUGGACUUCCUUCAGAAAGAGAAAAGGAAGACCUUGAGGGUAUAACACCUGAGGUCCCUCAUCUUUCCAGAUCUAUCCUCUCUGGGCUCCUAAAUGGAUUAGAAACAAAGGUCGAAAGCACAGAGGUUAAAGAUGCAGAUAUGCCCGAGAAUGCGGAAUGUGAAACACGUACAGGCUACUAUCUCACCAAAGCCUUGACUGGGCAUUACAUGUCCCAGGCUCUUGUCAUCGAAGCAGAGAAUUUGAAAUGCCUCCAAUUUUCCGAGGACGAGGUUAUUACUGACACAAAAGACUACUUUAUGUCAAAGACUCUUGGCAUUGGAAGACUGAAAAGGCCCUCUUUCUUGGAUGACCCACUGUAUGGCAUCAAUGUGAGCCUUUCAUCUGAAGACCAACAUCUGAAAGACAGCCCUCCAGAGAAACCAGAAACGGAUGAACAGGAGACUGAAGAUGUGACAGAAGAAUGGAAAGAAUCUUAAGCAGAGACUUGCUGGGUGUGCUUUUAAGAAAGUUGGUGUUCCAACUGGGCCCGAGUAAGUCUGCGUCAGAGUCUCGCGUGAAGAAGGGGAACGAAGGAGGCAUGGGCCACACCCUUACCCUGUCGUCUGGGAUUUUAUCAUUGUCAUC
Messenger RNA from Zalophus californianus (California sea lion), 2076 nucleotides. It is a transcript of the gene FSIP1, whose product is annotated as fibrous sheath interacting protein 1. The transcript has 13 exons. The record is from RefSeq and is a predicted model, not a curated record. NCBI's taxonomy places the organism in Eukaryota, Metazoa, Chordata, Mammalia, Carnivora, Otariidae. The coding region runs from base 174 to 1928 and encodes 584 amino acids.